AUGGGCGUACUAACGAAUUUCACAAACUUCAAGACUAUCGCGGCAAGCAUAAAAAAGUACAUACGAUUUAUUGGGCCGGGGCUAAUGGUGAGUGUGGCAUAUAUGGAUCCCGGGAAUUACUCAACUGCAGUAGCAGCUGGUUCUGCUUAUAAGUACAAUUUAUUAUUUCUGAUUCUAUUGUCCAACUGUUUAGCCAUUUUCCUACAAAUACUAGCUGCCAAAUUAGGUGCUGUAACGGGGUUGGAUCUAGCAGCAAAUUGCAAGGCUCAUUUUGGCUAUAGGACGAAUUUGAUACUUUAUGCCCUCACUGAAAUAGCCAUCAUAGCAACAGACUUGGCCGAAGUGGUGGGGACGGCUAUUGCACUAAACAUUUUAUUUCAUAUACCCUUAUUUGCCGGUGUGGUAGUCACAGUUAUUGAUGUGCUAAUUGUGCUAAUGGCAUACCGUCCAAAAGGUCCACUUUUGUUUAUACGGAUAUUUGAGUCAUUUGUGUCAGUAUUGGUAGCAGCCACCGUUGUAUGCUUUGGGAUUGAAUUGUACCAAGUGAGUCACGAUGCAUCAAUUCAUUUCUCGGUGGCCGAGGUGAUGAAAGGUUUCCUCCCAAAUGAGGAUGUUGUUGAUAUGUCUGACAGAGAAGGAGGCAAUGGUUUGUUUUUAAGUUUAGCUAUUUUAGGUGCAACUGUGAUGCCACAUUCUUUGUAUCUUGGUUCUGGGUUAGUUCAAGCAAGAUUGAAAGAUUACGAUAUCAAAAACGGAUUUCACAAGCCAUGGGGUAAGCAUUCUCUAGAAGAACCUAUACAAGAGGACAUCACAGUUCACGAUGAUAACGACAACUUAACUCCAAUAGCGACACCACUAAUCCAGCAUCAGGAACAACCAGGUUUUGAAAAAGAUGAUGAUAGCACUUUUGAUGGCGAUGAAGAAGACGAUGAUCAUUACCGACCUUCGAUACAUGCGAUCAAGGAUACCAUGAGUUACACUAUUGUUGAGUUGGUGAUAUCCUUAUUCACGGUAGCCCUUUUUGUCAAUGCUGCUAUUUUGAUUGUUGCCGGUGCUACAUUAAGAAGUGGUGAUUCAAAGUUUGUUCGAGAUGAUGACGGACACGAAUCAGACUCUGAUUCUGAUGACGAUUAUCAAAAUGCCGAUUUAUUCACUAUAUAUCAUUUAUUGUCCAAGCAUUUGUCGCCAACUGCUGGAUUUGUAUUUGCAUUAGCAUUAUUGUGUUCUGGUCAAAGUGCAGGAGUGGUUUGUACUUUGGCUGGUCAAAUGGUGUCGGAAGGGUUUUUAUCAUGGAGUUUACCGCCUGUUACUAGAAGAUUGAUCACAAGGGCAUUGGCUAUUGCUCCCUGUCUUUUUGUUGUGAGUUUUUCAGGGAGAGAAGGAUUAGCUAAAAUUUUGAAUGCUAGUCAGGUGGUGUUGUCAGUUUUGUUACCAGUUGUUAGUGCUCCUCUUAUUUGGUUCACAUGCAACAAACAUACCAUGAGGGUCCCCAUUUUUGUAAGGGAUGGUGACGAAGAGAUUGAUAUGGAGUAUGAUGGAGAACAGACCACCCUGGUAGUUACAUCGAGAUUUAAAAGUUCUGAACCAGCAAUCAGAUUACAAAAUUUACGUAAUUCUCACCCUUGUGCUAGUUGGGAAGAUGACGACGAUGAACAACAGCAUUUACAAAAUGAAGAGAACAGAUUGUUGGUUGGUGAAAAUACCACUAAUUUGGUUUAUUCACUGCCACCAACAUCGAACUUAAUGUCUCGAUCAAACUCCGUGUCUGCAACAAAUGCCGCAACAGAUAGUCUGUCGUCUUCCAGCACCGCUACACAACUUCCGAUAGAAGUCUAUGAGGAUCUCAAUCAAGAUAUUUUCCGAAUCAAAGGAUAUAAAGAUUUUAGCAAUAGUUUGGCUACAUCUUUUGUGGCGGUGUUGGUUUGGGUAUUUGUUGCCUUUUUGAAUUUAUACUUGAUUGGAAGUAUGCUCCUUGGUUAUGACGUACCAUUGUAA
Messenger RNA from Candida dubliniensis CD36, 1995 nucleotides. Its product is annotated as divalent metal ion transporter. Gene Ontology annotation, cellular component: plasma membrane. The coding region runs from base 1 to 1995 and encodes 664 amino acids. The transcript has a single exon. NCBI's taxonomy places the organism in Eukaryota, Fungi, Ascomycota, Pichiomycetes, Serinales, Debaryomycetaceae. The record is from RefSeq and is a predicted model, not a curated record. Gene Ontology annotation, molecular function: manganese ion transmembrane transporter activity; cadmium ion transmembrane transporter activity. Gene Ontology annotation, biological process: intracellular manganese ion homeostasis; iron ion transport.